Molecule: messenger RNA, 2471 nt
Organism: Triticum dicoccoides
Lineage: Eukaryota; Viridiplantae; Streptophyta; Magnoliopsida; Poales; Poaceae
Exons: 7
Coding region: 260-2146 (628 amino acids)
Source: RefSeq, a predicted model, not a curated record
AAAAUCUGUGUGAGACGAGACGGAUCCCCUUUGUCCUCUCAGCGCCCGCAUCGGCGGCGCCGGCGAUCCGCCCCUGCCUCUUCUUCCCCGCCGACUCGCUGCUGCCAAUCCCCCCACCCCACCAGUAGUCCGACUCCGAGUCGCGCCACCACCAUCCUCCUCUUCCCCGACUCGACCGAUCCCGUGUUCAAAAGGCAAGGCAAUCUAAUCCCCAAAUCCUGCCCUAGCCUGUUGCGGCGAGCUCAACACCUCCAGAUCCAUGGCGCUCCCCACCUUGCCCUUCAAUCCCUCCACCCCGAUGGGCCCCGGGUUUCCCGACUCGGCCAUCCUCUGCAGGGUGGCGCGUGUGUCGGCGGACUGGAACGCGACCACCGCCGAGUGCCGCACCGAGGACGGCCAAGCCGUGGAGGUGUCCUUCUGGCUCGUCGACCCGCCGGGCAUCUCCUACUUCUCCGUCAACUGCCCCGGCAUCAAGCACGAGUACCACGCCUGGCUCAUCUGCGCCGAGGACGCCUUCGUCCUCUUCAGCCUCAAGUUCUGGGGCCCCGCCCGCUUCUUCGUCUACACGGCCGGGAAGCAGUCCCUGCGGCUGCUCCCAAACCCCAACCAUGCCUACUUCGGCGGGCAGCAGUUUGGCCUCUUGCCUUGUGGUGACGCCGACGGCGAGCACUUUGCCGUGGCCUUCCUCGACCUCAAGUGGAAUAUCCAAAACGAUGUUUGCCGAUUUGAUGCCUAUGUCUUCUCGUCUCAAACGCAGGCAUGGACGACCAGGAAGGCCCACUUAUCAGACCCUGCUGACAAGCCAUUGUGUUGUCGACAUGCCUUGUUCGAGCAGAUCAGGGUUGGAGCAAGCGCGCUGGGCUGGGUUGAUACCCGCUAUGGCAUUCUCCUUCUGGACGACCUGUUUGGCAGGCAUCCUGUCGUCAAGAUAAUCCCAUUACCAGUGACAACCGUUGGCUUGCCCGAGCCAACCAAGCCGUAUGACUAUUACUGUGCCCCUGAGUACUUUUACAAUGUUGCCUGCUGCGAUGAUCUCAUCAAAUUCGUCCACAUCAAAUACGAUGACCCUGAUGCCAUGACCAGAGGUUCAGGUUGGAAAGCCACAAUGUGGAAUAUGAAGGUCUCUGAGCAAAAUUGGUGCGAGCGCUACACAGUUGAUGUUGCCAAAAUCUCGGUUGACAAAAGCUUUCCUGCUAAAUUGCCUGAGCUGUGGGAUGAUGAGACUCAACAACUGCAGUUGAAGAACCUGAUGUUCCAAGGCCCGAUUCUGAGCAUGCUCAAUGACGAUUUGCUUUACAUGAUGGCCAAGGUGAAUGAUGAAGACGACACAGCCUGGGCCAUCACUAUUGACAUGAAACAUGCAGCUCUCAAGGCACUGGCAAAGUUUUCUGUCAAACCGAAGCAACAACUCCUCACUACACUCUGCUUCUCAUGCGUCUUCCCCAAGUACCUCAACAUUCCCCCAGGGACAGAAAUGUAUGAUCCCAUGGAAAUGCACUUUAAGAGGAUGAGUUUGGCGCAGUUUGUUAUGCAAGUGCAGCAGACUCGAGAAUGGUUUAGGGAACUUGAUCUAUUCUUAGAUUGUGACUUGCCAACUUACAAGGAAUCCAAAGCACUGCUUACCGAGUGUUGCCCAGUAUCCUCUUUGUGUGUACAUAUUCAUGCGCUACUGAAAUAUGCUACAUGCACUGAUGAAGCCUCCAAUAAUAUGCAACAUCUCUUACGUGCAUUUGAGGGUUUUGAUAUGCUGCUAACCGAGUCAUUUAAUGAGGAGGCAAGUGAUGAGACCCUGAGGAGCAAAAUCAUUGUGGCCCUUCCAAUUUUAGACAAUCUUCUGCAAAGUAUGCUACCAUCAGUGACUCCUGAAGAAAGGUACCAAGGAGUAGGAAUAUUUGAACAAUAUGAGAAGUCAGGCUAUACGAAGAAGGGCCACCAGUCGUUUGGCUCUAAUGCUGAGAAGGUUCGCCACAGCAAGAAGCGAAACCGUGCUAAGAAAAGGACUCACAAGCAGCAGCAACAUAUUUUCAAGCGCAAUAACUUUGGGGGGAAUGUGGCUUUGAACCGCUGGUGGUACUUGGACGGCUGCAUGCUGAUGUCUGUUGGUAUGUUGUCACUUUGCUGGAUGGCAUGGAAGAUCUUGCAGUAGAUACUAGCUUAGGGCUGCUUUCAGGCUGCUUUCGUCCUGCUCUUUUGCCUUUCAUAAUUGUCCUGUCCUGAAACCACCCUACGGAAUCAUGUACAUGUUGUAGCCAGGUUUCGGGGUGAGCAAGUUGGCUGCAGCUUGCUGCUGAACUAAACAGUAUAUUACCAUAGUCACCUGCUCUUUCGGUGCAUCGUAUCUUGAACGAUAGUUCUGGCAGUAGUUAGUCACCUGCUCUUUCGGUGCAUCGUAUCUUGAAUGAUAGUUCCGGCUGUGGUUAAUGUAUGAACAUGAUGCGGUCUUUUUUCUUGAUAAUCAUCUCCUUUAUUCA